Messenger RNA from Pocillopora damicornis (cauliflower coral), 4613 nucleotides. RefSeq lists its product as uncharacterized. Gene Ontology annotation, cellular component: microtubule cytoskeleton. Gene Ontology annotation, molecular function: protein-glycine ligase activity, initiating. Gene Ontology annotation, biological process: protein polyglycylation. Lineage: Eukaryota; Metazoa; Cnidaria; Anthozoa; Scleractinia; Pocilloporidae. The record is from RefSeq and is a predicted model, not a curated record.
GCGUUCAAUACUGGCUGAUAAACAAACGGAGGGCUAAUUCCUCCUAAGGAUGGAUAUGUUAGACUACUGCAAGACUUAUAAUAUGGUAAAGAGCAGUUAUGCUAACCAAGAAUCUACUGAUUUAUCCUCUCAGGAAGCUCGACAACUCGGCAGUUCGCAGAAGAAUCACGAGAGUAAUGAUGGCAAUAUCUUAGGGGAGGCUGUUGAGAGUUUUUCAACAAAACCUGGGGAUUUAUCCCAUUAUGGGCCAGCUACACAGAUCGUCAAGGACGUAAGCAAUUCUGGGGAGAAGAAACUUAGCCCUUUGAAAGAGGUAGCAAGGAAAAAAGGAAUGAUCUCGACGCUAAAUACAAAGACUCAACAAAGACUGAACUUUGAAUGUGAACUGACUUUUGCCCCGAAACUGAAUGCAUUGAGUAUAAAACUGGCGAAAGAACGCGGCGAAAAGGUCCGAUCUAGCUCUGACAAAAAGACGUAUUACGCGGCAGAUGAGUUUACUUUUAAACCUAAAGUUAGUUCAAACAGUGUGAAAAUCGUACAGCAGUUAAAAACAACGUUUAUGGACCGACAGCAAAUGCAUGUGGAGAGACAGAAGCGCUAUAUUGAAGCAACAAUCAACAAUUUGAACCAAACCAAAGACAAGUUCACUCCAGUUCCUGAUAAAGUUUCCAGCAGGUCUCCAACGAGAUUGAAAAAGAUUUCAAAAUUUAAAGAAGCAAGGACUGCAGAGGAAGAUGAUCAGAAGUUGUCUGAUGAGAGUUUAAUAACAUCUCCAGAAGUGCUGGCAUCAACUUCAGCGCCUGAUUUUCUAACAACUCCCACCAAAAGCAAACAUGAUGGAACUAACUUGACAGGUUUGCAGGACCAAUCUGCCAAAGAAUCUGACUUGAAAUCUAUGUCUUCGCAUGAUCUCACAAAGAAAACAAAAUCAUCUGGAAAAAUUUCAGAGAAUGCUGUAAAUAGAGCUAAUGCUGCAUAUCAAAAAUUCCAAGAAUCAAGUCCCUACAAUCAGUCCCUUGAAAAUUUGUACCUGAAAAAGGGCAAGCAAGUUUUGAAAGCAGCACACAAAAGAACACUGACUCAUCCCCUGGCAAAACCAGUUACAGUUGAAAGUGACAACAAAAGCCCUGGUUGGGAUGAAAGUACAAAAGUUGAGAUUACUGGAAAACAAAAAACUACUCACUCCAGGAGUCGGUCUCAACCAAAUUCACAGCCAGGAAAAAAAAGUUAUGAUGAUCCUUUGUUUGACAAAGUUAGAAAUGCCAAAAAAGUUGCAGAAAAUGCUAUAAAGAAAAAGAAAGUAUUUAUAUGUCAUGGACCAUACCCGAUAGUGCGAGCUGUGCUUCGAAAGCGAGGAUAUGUAGAGAAACAUUACAAAGGAAAUCUUUUACCAUCAAAAAACAAGAAAAAUGAUAGUGAUGGUAGUGAUGAUGAUGAUUCUUGUGACAGUGGGGAUGAUUCUGACAAUGAAACAUCACCCAGGAAAAACACAAAGAUCUCUGGUAACCUUCCAGCUAAAUCACGUAGGGCAUCAAAGACUAAAACAAGAACAGUAGUUAAUGUCAGUAAGAAUAACAAUGAUGAUGAUGAUGAUGAUGGUAGUGGCUGUGAUGAUAGCGACAAUGACAGUACUGAUAAUGAAGAUUGGAAUGCAGGAUAUGAGGGUAAUGGCCCAGACUGUGAGUUUAGUCUUAUGUCCAGAACUGUACGAAAUGCUGUGGCUUCAUUUAUAUGGACAACCAGACGGGAUGACGUGGAUUUCAAGUUUUUAAAAAAGGAUCAAAUUGUGAAUCAUUACAGCAAAGCUGGCUCGUUCACUACAAAGUUUGGUCUCACCACAAACCUGAGGAAUUUGAAGUGGUAUGAAGAGGCAGAUCACUAUACAUUCUUCCCUCGUUCACACUUGCUUGGUUCAGAUGAUGAAAAAAUGGAUUUCAUAGAUGAUUACCGUUUGACUGCUGCUUUAAGCAUAGUUAAGUGGGUAGUUCAAAGGUAUGAAAAUGGCAACACUGACGAUAAGCUCACGUCCAAUAGAGAACCUCUGCCUCCUGAUCAGGGGCAUGCUACCCCUAAGACAACCUCUAGUGCAAAACCAAGGGAUUCAGCCACAUCCAGAGCAACAUCCAGAGCGACAUCCAGAGCAACAUCCAGAGCAGGAACUGGUGUUACAUCCAGAGCAUCUUCCAGCGCAACAUCUAAUGUGGUACCUGUGAAGGCCCUGACACUUGCACUACAGGCUUGCCGAGAUUUCCUCAAGUGUAAGGAGCAUUUGGACAUAGAUGAGCCUCUUAGUAAGGGUCCAGCCAUCUCAGAAGAUUCGUGGAAACUACUAGUUGACUAUUAUUAUCAAGUCAAGAGUCCUGGGACUGUUAUUGCAACAGCAUAUCCUUUUCUCAAAGAGUGUCAGAAUGUUGUGAAGCAGAUGAAGGAAUACCUUCCUCAAAUUGACAUUGAUGGUACGAAGAACAUUUGGAUUGUCAAACCUGGAGCAAAAUCAAGAGGCAGAGGGAUUAUGUGUAUGGAUCGUCUCAACGAAAUUGUCAAGCUUGUUGGAAGUAAUGCUGUAGGCAAGAAAGAAGGUCACUUGGUUGUCCAGAAAUAUAUAGAAAGGCCACUGCUGAUUUAUGGAGUGAAGUUUGACAUCAGACAGUGGUUUCUUGUUACUGACUGGAAUCCUUUGACUUUGUGGUUCUACAAGGAUUGUUACAUACGAUUCUGCAGUCAGAACUUUUCUCUGGAAGACUUUCACAUAAGCAUACAUCUUGCCAACAAUUCCAUCCAAAAGCACUUUGAGAAUGGAGUUCGCGACAAGCGUAUUCCAGAUGAGAAUAUGUGGGGCAGCGAUGACUUGAAGGCUUAUCUCAAGAAGCGUGGUGUUGGUGAAAUGUGGGAAGAAUCAAUUUAUCCUGGAAUGAAGAAAGCUGUUAUUUCUGCUGUGCAGUCCUGUCAGGAGAUAGUGGAAUAUCGAAAGAAUUCAUUUGAGUUAUAUGGCGCUGAUUUCAUUAUUGGUGAAGACUACAAGCCAUGGUUGCUGGAAAUAAACUGCAGUCCUACCAUGGGACCGAGUACAGCAGUAACAAGAAAGCUGUGUGCACAGGUUCUGGAAGAUACCAUGAGAGUCGUACUUGACCGACGUGAGGACAAGAACUGUGACACAGGGAGAUAUGAAUUGGCAUUUAAGCAGCCCCAAGUGUCAGCUCCUCCGUACAUUGGCAUGAACAUGGUAGUAGAAGGACAGGGAAUACGCAAGCCAACAGCAAAUGUAAAGAAGCAUGAGCUGACAUCUCCCAGAGUUGUACCAAUCUCCAAAACCAAGGAUCUCUCUACAGAAACCAAGGCUGCAAUUGUCUCCCGGCACAAACAGACGUCUCCAGAAGGCAAUAAUACUAAGAUUUCAACUUUAUCUCGCCCCAAAGAGGCACGAAAUGUCAUUGCAAAUCUUUCAGGUGAGGCUUUGGAGACGUUGAACACCAAAAGUCAAGUUGAAACAAAAAGGAAACCUGAAGGUUCAUGGGCAACUGGUUGCAUGUGUGCUGCACAGGCCAUUCCCAUAGCAACAACCUUUUGCACAACAGAUGAAGGGAAGUUUAAAGGACUCAUUAAAAGAAGUAAAUCUCGUUAUUCAGCUGACGUUGACAUUGCAACCGAGAUGCAACCAAAAGUUCCAAGGGCAAUGCAAAUACCAAAGGCAGUUCUCAAGUACUCCAAUGACAACAGUAUGCGACAGAGAACACAGCUACCAAUAUCUAUCGGCCCAGACAGUAAUGGAAAACAUUUCUAACCAUUACUGUAAGUUUAUCGCCUAUUGGUGUUCCUGUCAGCCUAAAUAUGGGCAAAAAAUACUGUGACAGAAUUACCACAAAUUUUGUGACCACAUUGCCAAGAACUAUGUGACAAUUCUAGGAAUCAAUCGAGCAGAAUCUAAUUCAAGGUGAAAAAAAGUUGACUACUUCUAGAUCUCCCAUGGAAGGUCAUUAAAAGCUGUAUUUAUAAUUGAAAUUUAGCUAGUAACUCCUUGAAUUGCAAGCUUUAUUUUUAACACAAAGAACUAUACAGUCUAAAUUUUCACUCUACAAUCAAACAAAUUUCUAAAUAUGUGGUUGAGGAAAGAGCAGGUACUAAUAACCAUGUUACAUAUCAAAGGUACAUUUUUGCUAAUUUAAGCCUGUAAGAGGAUUGCUUUUACCAUGGGCAAAUUGCGGUAUAAAGUUUCUCCCUUACACUACCCAUUUAUCAGUUUAAUGAGCAGUUGCCUAGUAAUAGAAUCUAGCUUAGACAGAAAUAAAUUAUUGCUUAGACUUAUUAAGUUACUACACAAACAUUGAGUCUAAAAGAUUUUAAAAAAUAGAAAAUCAGAGGUGCUUUUAACAAAAAAAGUACCUUGUAUCUUCUACAAUGUAUGGCACAAGUUAUGAAAUUACUGGCAGCUUUUCAUUAAAGAGACAUUAAUUUUGCUCACUACUCACUGUUGGCCACAAGCUAACUAGAAUUUUUUUUUACUUUUGCACCAAUUAUAUAAAACCUACAAUAGUAUUCUCAGUUUAAUUGUAGACUGAUGCACUGAAUAUUUAUCAACACAGAGUUGUAUAUAUGAACAGAAUGUUAAAUAUUUU